Linum tenue is the source of this 1834-nucleotide messenger RNA. Lineage: Eukaryota; Viridiplantae; Streptophyta; Magnoliopsida; Malpighiales; Linaceae. The record is from the annotation of a GenBank genome assembly.
CGAAUAGCAAAUCUCUCUCUCUCCUCUCCUUCUCCUUCUCCCACUCGCCCUUUCUCUCUCCAGAAAAAUGAUAACCGGCAAGGAAUUCUACCAAGUCCUUUCCGCCCUCGUCCCCUUAUACCUGACAAUGGGGCUCGCCUACGCCUCCGUCCGGUGGUGGAAGAUCUUCACCCCCGAGCAGUGCGCCGGCAUCAACCGCUUCGUCGCCGUCUUCGCCGUCCCUCUCCUCUCCUUCACCUUCGUCGCCUCCAACAACCUCUACCGCAUGAACUACCGCUUCCUCGCCGCCGACACCAUCCAAAAAGCCUCCCUCCUCAUCCUCCUCCUCCUCCUCUCCAAAACCCCUCUCCUCCGCCGCCGCCGCCGCCACACCACCGCCUCCUCCUCCUCCUCCUCCUCGUUGGACUGGGUGAUCACGCUCUUCUCCCUCUCCACCCUCCCCAACACCCUGGUCGUCGGAAUCCCGCUCCUCGCCGCCAUGUACGGCGACUUCACCUCCCCUCUCAUGGUCCAGAUCGUCGUCCUCCAGAGCAUCGUCUGGUACACCAUCCUCCUCGCCCUCUUCGAGUACCGCGCCGCCGUCCGCUUCAUCGCCGACCAGUUCCCGGCCCCCGGGACCGCCGCCAGGAUCUCGUCCGUCCGGGUCGACCCGGACGUGGUGUCGCUGUCGUCCAGCGGCGGGAGGACGGUGGUGGGGGCCAGCAUCGCUGACGUGGACGAGAGGGGGAACAUCCACGUGGUGGUCUCGAGGCUGUCAGCCAGCAGCACCGCCAGCUUUUCCGUCUCCUCGACCAAAUCGCUCAAACAACAACAACAGGCGGCCGCGGCGGGGGCGAUGACGGUGGUUAAUAAUAAUAAUAACAAUGCGUCGUCGUAUCGGGAGGCGGCCGGGGCGGGUACCUGCCCGCCGCGGGCUUCGGAUCUGACGGGCGUGGAAAUCUGGUCCGUUAGAUCGUCGCCGAGGAACUCGAAUUUCGUGGAGGAGGACGGAAAUGUAGAGAUAAAGAAUAUGGUGAGCGGGAGAAAGAGUCUUCAGCAGCACCACUAUAAAUCCGGCGGCGGAGGAGGGGGGUCGAUGUCGCGGCCGCCGCAGCUGCUGCAUAUGUUCAGUUGGAGCGGCACCAACAAUACGUCGUCGUUUCCCGGGUACUACUACUCCCGCAAUAAUCUCAACGACAAUUAUAAUAAUUCCAAUAUUGGGAUGAAGAAAAACAAGGUGGGGAGCUCGGACGGGGAGGUUGAGACGCGGACGGCGGGGGUUCAGGGUGAGACCAACGGCUGGGAUCAUAUUCACAUCACAGGGGAGAGGAAGGUUGACGUGGUGGAGGAGGAGGAGGAGGAGAAGGGAAUGGCGCCGAAGGGUGUAAUGACGAAGCUGGUGCUGAUUAUGGUGUGGAAGAAGCUGGUUCGAAACCCUAACUCUUACGCGAGCCUGUCCGGCGUCGUUUGGUCGCUUCUGGCGUUCAGGUGGAAUUUGACGCUGCCGGCAAUCGUGAAGAACUCGGUUUCCAUACUGGCCAACACAGGACUGGGAAUGGCGAUGUUCAGCCUCGGGUUGUUCAUGGCGCUGCAGCCGAAGGUGAUAGCGUGCGGGAAAUGGAUGGCGUUGUUGGCGAUGGUGGCUCGGUUUCUGCUGGGCCCAGGGUUGGCGGCUGCGGCCGCUCUUGCCGUCGGCGUUCGAGGUGUUCUCCUUCAAGUUACAAUCGUUCAGGCUGCACUUCCCCAAGGGAUAGUUCCGUUCGUGUUUGCCAAAGAGUAUGAUCUCCAUCCGGACAUCCUCAGCACCGCGUAAGUAACUUGCAUUGCAUCCGGAUCUUCAUUAUUAGUUAUUAGU